AUGUGGGUUUUCCUUUGCAGGGAGCAAAAAACAAAUACCGACAAAGUGCAAUUCACCAAGUAUAGUUUGGAGGAUAUGUAUACUGAUAAUAAUGGUGGCGACAUUGGAAAUCCAAACAACCAAUGCUGCCUGUUCAAGCAACUGAAUUUCAAGUCUCUGUUUGCUAAAGGGACAGAGACCAGAAAGACACAGCAAACAGGUUAG
Messenger RNA from Linum trigynum, 204 nucleotides. Lineage: Eukaryota; Viridiplantae; Streptophyta; Magnoliopsida; Malpighiales; Linaceae. The record is from the annotation of a GenBank genome assembly.